Messenger RNA from Merops nubicus (carmine bee-eater), 1342 nucleotides. It is a transcript of the gene SUGT1, whose product is annotated as SGT1, suppressor of G2 allele of SKP1 (S. cerevisiae). Gene Ontology annotation, biological process: protein stabilization. Gene Ontology annotation, molecular function: protein-folding chaperone binding. The transcript is spliced from 11 exons. Lineage: Eukaryota; Metazoa; Chordata; Aves; Coraciiformes; Meropidae. Bases 368 to 904 code for a protein of 178 amino acids. The record is from RefSeq and is a predicted model, not a curated record.
GACAACAGCUUUGGAAAAAAAUCCGGAUGAUGCCGAAUCUUAUUGUCAACGAGCUUAUGCUUAUAUCCUUCUACAGAAAUAUGCUGAUGCAGUUGCAGAUGCAAAGAAGUCCCUAGAACUCAACCCCCGUAACGCCGUGGCGCUCCUUAGGAAAGGGUUAGGUGAAUAUCAUAUCAAAAACUAUGAGUCUGCUUUAGAGUCUUUCAGAGAAGGCCAGAGACUGGACAAUGUAGAUGAUACCUUUACUGUUUGGAUUAAAAGAUGUGAAGAAACACUAAAUGCAUCACAGACAGAAGAGCCACAACCUCUGCCACCAAAGAUCAAAUAUGACUGGUACCAAACAGAAUCUCAAGUAAUUGUGACUAUAAUGAUCAAGAAUGCACAGAAGGAUGAUGUCAGCGUACAGUUCUCAGAGAAAGAGAUGAGUGCAUCAGUGAGGCUUCCAUCAGGAGAAGACUACAACUUAAAGCUCGCUCUUCUUCAUUCUAUAGUGCCGGAGCAAAGUACAUUUAAAGUGCUUUCAACAAAGGUUGAGAUAAAAAUGAAGAAGCCAGAGGCUGUAAGAUGGGAAAAGCUGGAGGGACAGGGAAAUUCUCCUAAAGUAAAGCAAUUUACACCAGAUACCCAGCACUUAUAUCCAUCCUCCUCACACUAUACAAGGAACUGGGACAAACUGGUAGUUGAAAUAAAAGAAGAGGAGAAGAAUGAGAAGUUAGAAGGAGAUGCUGCUUUAAAUAAACUCUUCCAGCAAAUUUAUUCUGAUGGCACAGAUGAAGUGAAACGUGCCAUGAACAAAUCAUUUAUGGAGUCUGGAGGCACAGUUCUGAGCACCAACUGGUCUGAUGUUGGUAAAAGGAAGGUGGAAGUCAAUCCUCCUGAUGACGUGGAAUGGAAAAAAUUCUAAUCUUAUUUUUAACCUUUUACCACCUGUGUGUUGCCAUAGUCAUGUACUGACCACUGUGUAUGGACAUAGCAUUCUUGAAUCCAAAGCACUGAAUGUUCCCUUGGAAACAGGAAUUGUCUUUGCAUUUUGCGUGCUUUAGAAAUUCCUUCAUCCACAGAUCUUAAAGAAAUACUCAAGAAUGGAACCCUGUUUUCACCAUCUAUGUCUAAUUUUUUGGAAAUUGAGUAAAUCAGUCUAAAUUUUCUACCACCUCUAUCAGCUCUGCUCUUUGGGGAUGGGGUGAUCUCUAAUGGCUGGUCAGGAUUUUUGCCUUACGCCUGGUAUUUCUGCUCAAUAACUUAUUAGAUCUCGGCAACUUUGGGUAAAAACACUUUUCAACAACAGUGUUAAAAUUGUUUGCUCUUUAAACCUGCUAAAUAAAGCUGUAAAUAGAACUUU